GCCACCAUCGUUCUCAAGAGUUCAACGUCACAAAUUCUUCUAAGAUGGCUCUCUAGAUCUCUCAUGAAUCGUGAUCCUUUCAGGCCUCUGGCACGAUGGGUAUCUCGCGGGACCACUGGCAUAAGAGAAGGGCCACCGGUGGCAAGAGGAAACCUAUCAGAAAGAAGAGGAAAUUUGAAUUAGGACGUCCAGCUGCAAAUACUAAACUCGGUCAGAGAAGAAUUCACACGGUUCGUACUCGUGGAGGAAACAAAAAAUACAGAGCACUCCGUUUGGACACCGGAAACUUUUCAUGGGGCUCAGAAUGUACCACCCGAAAAACGCGUAUUAUUGACGUGGUUUACAAUGCUUCAAACAAUGAACUAGUUCGAACUAAGACAUUGGUGAAGAAUGCGAUCGUUACGAUCGAUGCUACACCAUUUAGACAAUGGUACGAAGCGCAUUAUGCAUUUCCUUUGGGACGCAAGCGGGGUGCAAAACUGACAGAAGCUGAGGAAGAAGUUUUGAAUAAGAAGCGGUCAAAGAAAACCGAAGCUAAGUACAAGUCUAGACAAAGAUUUGCAAAGGUCGAACCAGCUCUCGAGGAACAAUUCUCGACAGGACGUGUUCUCGCUUGCGUAGCGAGCAGGCCUGGACAGUGUGGUAGAGCCGAUGGCUACAUUCUCGAGGGCAAGGAACUCGAGUUUUACAUGAGAAAGAUUAAGAGCAAAAAAGCCAAGUAAAUUUGUAUCACUUAAUACAUUAAUAAAAGUUGCGUAAGAAAAGUGGCAUCAAGUUAUUGUAUCACCCGCUACAAAAAUUUGUAUUAAAACAAGUUACGUAUUAGUCUCGGUACGAAAAGUUUUAUUUCUUCUUUAACGUGACAGCCCUUACCUCUUUAUUCUAAUUAUUUCGCUUUUACUUUUACCAUAACUAUUCAAUUUUAUAAAUUGUACAGCAUUUUCCAGAACAACUGCUCGAUACUAUCCAACUAAUGAUACAUAUGACCUUCGAAUGUAAAGAAAUAUAGACGUACGUUGUUACGAAAUGA
Orussus abietinus is the source of this 1030-nucleotide messenger RNA. RefSeq names its product 40S ribosomal protein S8 (gene RpS8). The coding region runs from base 96 to 722 and encodes 208 amino acids. Gene Ontology annotation, biological process: maturation of SSU-rRNA from tricistronic rRNA transcript (SSU-rRNA, 5.8S rRNA, LSU-rRNA); translation. Gene Ontology annotation, cellular component: cytosolic small ribosomal subunit; ribosome. The transcript is spliced from 5 exons. Gene Ontology annotation, molecular function: structural constituent of ribosome. NCBI's taxonomy places the organism in Eukaryota, Metazoa, Arthropoda, Insecta, Hymenoptera, Orussidae. The record is from RefSeq and is a predicted model, not a curated record.